GACCCCGCGCUCGCCGCGCUGGGUGGGGUGGCGGCGCUCGGCGUCGCCGUCGCGGCCGCGGCCGCGUGCUUUUGCAGGCAGCUGCGCGUGGCGCGAGCGCAGGUGCGGGAGCUGCGGGAGGAGCUGCGGGAGGGGCGGCAGGCGGCGCAGGAGGCGCGGGAGCGAGCGGCGGCGGAGCUCAAGCGACUGCAG
This is a messenger RNA of Prorocentrum cordatum, 192 nucleotides long. The record is from the annotation of a GenBank genome assembly. Lineage: Eukaryota; Dinophyceae; Prorocentrales; Prorocentraceae.